Merops nubicus (carmine bee-eater) is the source of this 2062-nucleotide messenger RNA. It is a transcript of the gene IPO9, whose product is annotated as importin 9. Gene Ontology annotation, cellular component: cytosol; nuclear envelope. Lineage: Eukaryota; Metazoa; Chordata; Aves; Coraciiformes; Meropidae. The annotation marks the transcript as partial. The record is from RefSeq and is a predicted model, not a curated record. The transcript has 15 exons. Gene Ontology annotation, biological process: protein import into nucleus.
AAUUCACACGGGAAGUGACAGACACACAGAUGCCACUUGUUGCUCCUGUUAUUCUUCCAGAGAUGUACAAAAUUUUCACAAUGGCAGAGGUGUACGGCAUUCGCACGAGGUCACGUGCAGUGGAGAUAUUCACCACGUGUGCACAUAUGAUCUGUAACAUGGAGGAACUGGAAAAGGGUGCAGCCAAAGUCCUGAUUUUUCCCAUGGUGCAGCAGUUCACAGAGGCCUUUGUUCAGGCCCUGCAGAUGCCCGAUGGACCUACAUCAGACAGUGGCUUUAAGAUGGAAGUGUUAAAGGCUGUGACAGCACUGGUGAAGAACUACCCGAAGCACAUGGUGUCCUCCAUGCAGCAGAUCCUGCCCAUUGUCUGGAACACCCUCACGGAAAGUGCUGCCUUUUAUGUGAGAACAGAAGUAAAUUACACAGAAGAGGUGGAGGACCCUGUGGAUUCUGAUGGUGAAGUAUUGGGCUUUGAAAAUCUCGUGUUCAGCAUAUUUGAGUUUGUUCAUGCCUUGCUGGAAAACAACAAAUUUAAGAGCACAGUGAAGAAGGCUUUGCCAGAGCUGAUCUAUUACAUCCUCCUGUACAUGCAGAUCACAGAGGAGCAGAUAAAAGUCUGGACUGCAAAUCCACAGCAGUUUGUGGAGGAUGAAGAUGAUGACACUUUUUCCUAUACAGUGAGGAUUGCUGCACAGGACCUUUUGCUGGCUGUGGCUGCUGAUUUCCAGAAUGAGAGUGCAAGUGCUUUGGCUGCAGCAGCUACAAGACAUUUACAAGAAGCUGAGCAGGCUAAAAACAACGGUGCUGAGCACUGGUGGAAAAUACAUGAAGCCUGCAUGCUGGCCCUGGGCUCUGUGAAGUCUAUUAUUACAGACAGUGUGAAGAAUGGCAGGAUACAUUUUGAUAUGCAUGGCUUCCUGACAAACGUUGUCCUUGCAGACCUCAACCUCUCAGUGUCCCCUUUUCUCCUGGGCCGUGCUCUGUGGGCCGCCAGCCGUUUUACAGUGGCAAUGUCUCCAGAGCUAAUCCAGCAGUUCCUGCAAGCUACUGUCAGUGGUCUGCACGAAACCCAGCCUCCCUCUGUCCGAAUCUCUGCAGUCAGAGCUAUCUGGGGCUACUGUGACCAGCUGAAGAUCUCAGAGAGCACCCACGUGUUGCAGCCUUUCCUUCCUAGCAUUCUGGAUGGACUGAUCCACUUGGCAACCCAGUUCAGCUCAGAGGUGCUGAACCUGGUGCUGGAGACGCUGUGCAUCGUCUGCACGGUGGACCCAGCCUUCACAGCCAGUGUGGAGAGCAAGAUCUGCCCCUUCACCAUUGCCAUCUUCCUCAAGUACAGCAACGAUCCAGUUGUUGCUUCUCUUGCCCAAGAUAUCUUUAAGGAGCUAGCUCAGAUAGAAGCCUGCCAGGGUCCAAUGCAGAUGAGGCUAAUACCAACUCUUGUCAGCAUCAUGCAAGCCCCUGCUGACAAGAUCCCAGCAGGGCUGUGUGCAACCUCCAUUGAUAUCCUGACCACAGUGGUGAGGAAUACAAAACCUCCUCUGUCCCAGCUCCUCAUCUGCCAAGCCUUCCCUGCAGUGGCUCAGUGCAGCUUGAACACAGAUGACAAUGCUACCAUGCAGAACGGGGGCGAGUGCCUGCGCGCGUACGUCUCGGUGGCGCUGGAGCAGGUGGCGCAGUGGCACGACGAGCAGGGGCACAGCGGGCUCUGGUACGUCAUGCAGGUGGUGAGCCAGCUCCUGGACCCCAGGACCUCGGAAUUCACCGCGGCCUUCGUGGGCAGGCUGGUCUCCACUUUGAUUUCAAAAGCAGGAAGUGAGCUGGGAGAGAACCUGGAUCAGAUCCUCAGGGCUAUCCUGAGUAAGAUGCAGCAGGCGGAGACGCUCAGCGUCAUGCAGUCCUUGAUUAUGGUGUUUGCUCACUUGGUUCACUCCCAACUGGAGCCACUCCUGGAGUUCCUGUGCAGCCUCCCCGGCCCCACGGGGAAGCCUGCGCUGGAGUUCGUGAUGGCCGAGUGGAUGAGCCGCCAGCACCUCUUCUACGGGCAGUACGAGGGCAAAGUCAG